Molecule: messenger RNA, 736 nt
Organism: Nothobranchius furzeri (turquoise killifish)
Lineage: Eukaryota; Metazoa; Chordata; Actinopteri; Cyprinodontiformes; Nothobranchiidae
Gene: cep20
Product: centrosomal protein 20
Biological process (GO): cilium assembly; microtubule anchoring
Cellular component (GO): centrosome; ciliary basal body; motile cilium
Molecular function (GO): protein binding
Source: RefSeq, a predicted model, not a curated record
UGAGGUUGUAGUUUCAACAAGCAGCCGCUAGAUGGAAGACGUUAGCCCAUAAACGGAUUGUUUACAUCACUUGUUGCAAUGGCGACCAUGUCUGAGUUAAAGAGUGCCGUGAGGGAAACCCUGGAGUCACGUGGCGUGCUGGGUCAGCUGAAGGCUCGUAUCCGGGCGGAAGUGUUCAGCGCCCUGGAUGACCAGCGUGAACCGCGGCCUCCUCUGUCUCACGAAAACCUGCUCAUUAACGAACUCAUCCGGGAGUACCUGGAGUUCAACAAGUACAGGUACACAGCGUCAGUGCUGACAGCAGAGUCGGGCCAGCCCGAGGCUUCCUUGGACAGACAGUUUCUGGCCAAUGAGAUGAAAAUCACCGAGGAUCCCAGCUCUAAGACAGUGCCUCUUCUCUAUGGAUUGGUGUCUCACUUUCUGAAUAGUGGUGAUAACAGAGGGAAGGUUCUUCUUCGUGGUCCUGCUGUGACUAACGCAGCUCCUGGACAUGAUGCGUGACAUGUGGGGGAUGUUCUGGUGACUUGCGAUGCUUCUGGACUGAAUCAGGCUUUGUUUGGCUCUUAUGUAGAGAAUAAGAAAUCCCACAGAAUCGGACUGAACUCGGCUUGUUGUCUGUCGCUGGUAUUAUUCCACAAAGCCUCAGUGAAGUGUGAAAUCCAGGGACAAUAAAGUGUGGCCAUAUUUGUUGUCUUUUUAUACUGUUGAUAAUAAAAGUUUUUAUUUAUACCCUUUA